GAGCAUUUUCCCGCCUAUCCAUCACCGUCCUUCCUGGCUUUGAUGAUUGAACCACCGCAAACGUGAGCAUAGCAUAGAAAACACAAUGGCAGCCACACGGCACCCUUACAUCCCAGAGGACCUUGAGCUGCCCGGCUUCGUGCCAAAUGUGCUGUCCUAUGAGCUCAUCCUUUCGGUCUUCUUCGGAUGCUCGGCGCUAGUGGUCCUUUUCAUGUUCAUCCUGACAGGGCGUUACAAGCACUUAACAGCUGUCGAGCGGCUGUGGGCAGGAUGGUGGAUGUGCACGGGAAUCAUCCACUUUGUUAUUGAGGGCACUGUGGUGUCGAACAGCAAGUUCUACCAGGACGCUAGCGGCAACAUCCUAAACGAAAUUUGGAAGGAGUACACAAAGGCCGACUCCCGGUACGCCACACGCGAUGCCUUCAUCAUCCAGAUGGAGGGUAUCACGGCCUUUGUGUGGGGCCCCGCGUGCUUCCUCAUCGUGUUCGGUUUGCUGUACCGUACAUCCUGGCGCUUCAGUGCCAUGAUUCUUGUGUCCCUGGGGCAGCUGUACGGUGACGUCCUCUACUAUCUGACGUGCAUGCAUCUUGGCCUGGACAAGCACACCCGCCCUGAGCCCCUCUACUUCUGGGGAUACUUUGUGGGGGCUAACGCGAUCUGGAUUGUGGUGCCGGUCACCUGCAUUAUCUACUGCGCGAAAAACAUCAACGCUGCCGUUGCAGCCGCCGGGACCCUGAAGACCAAGAAGGCGGCGUAGGCGGGCAGGGCUUGAUUUUUAUCCCGGCCAAGUGGAUUACUUUUGUGACAAUGGAUUACGGUUAGGUACACAUCGACGUGCAGCGGCAAAAGCAACGACCCCAUUCGGACUGUAGGAGGCGUGUGGUGCCCCUCAUGGUGGCGUGCGGGACCACCUGACCGGCUGGAUCCACUGUAUUUGUUAGUGUAUUACAACGUGCGAUAGGCCUCCCCCCCAAACUGUAUGUACAUGCCGGGCAUGAGCCUCUUGGGAUCCAUGUUGAUGAUCUGACGUAUGAAGAGGACAGCAGUCUGCCGUGGGGUACUUCCGUACGAAUACUUCUAAUUAUGACAGUGAGCUAUGUUGGUGUCUACGUUUGAACCAUUAUUUCCUGUAUCAAUUUCAUGUAAUAACGCGAUCCUUGUCCACCUGAGCGCACUCCAUCGCUGUCUCCUCAUCGACCAUCUGACUGCAACUUGCUGUUAAACGCUCGUUUUCCACUUGUUGACUAGUGUCUAUUUAGGUAAACGGGCAGGUUCAUAUAACACUGCAUUUCAUGGCGGACGCGGAUUCUGCAGACGCGGCCGGACCAGGGCCAAGCAGCUUGGCUCAAAGCGAGCAAAAAGCAAGGCCAGCCCCUGAGGAGCUAGACCCGGAUGACUUGCUGAAGGAAUUCUUCUCAGACCUCAAGGAAGUUGACCGCGACAACGAGGUCAAUCGUAUCCUGUGGGCGUUCAAGUUGAAUCCCUUUGAAAAGCUUAACUUGAGGUUUGACGCCACGGCGGAAGACGUUAAGCGUCAGUACCGCAAGCUGUCGCUCAUGGUCCACCCUGACAAGUGCAAGCACCCGCAAGCAUCCAACGCUUUCGACAUCCUGGGAGACGCACAAAAGGAGCUGCUGGAUGACGAGAAGCGGGAAUACCUGCUCAAGUUCCUUGAAAUCGCAAGGGAGGAUGUCCGGACGGACCGCCGCAAGGAGACGAAGCACGACAACCUGGUGCGCGUGGCGAGCCUGCUGCAUGAGGAAGGGAGAGAGGGCAUUGAGGCGGAGUGGGAGAAGACGGACGAGUUCCACGAGCGCUGGAAGAUGAAGGCGCGGGACGUGCUGGCACGGAGCGAGUGGCGGAAACGGAAGCUCAACAAGCGGGUGAAGGAGGAGACGUUGCGGCUGGAGGAGAAGGAGAAGGAGGUCAAGGAGCGUGUCAAGGCCAAGAAGGAGCACGAGAAACAGUGGGAGACCACGCGCGAUCAGCGCGUCAGCACGUGGCAUGACUACCUCAAGGGCGGCGGCAACAAGAAGUCGACGGGCAUGGUGAAACCGCCCAAGCUGAAGACAAACGAUGAUGACAAGCUGUACGUGCAGCGGCCAGUGGGAGAGCAGCAUCGGCCCCCGCCCCCCAAGCCAGCCGGUCCCAAAAAGGAUUGAGCAAUGUAACGUUUGGAAGGAUGGAGAGAAAAAAAGUACCAUGAGUAAAGUAGCAGUGACUGCGGAAUGUCCACUACGUUAGUUCCGUUAGUGACAAUAUACAGUAAGCUGUUCGUUCAAGAGGACAUGGAAUUUUGCAUGCUGACUGGGAUGGUCAGGUGAUCCGAAGGUUGGUACGGCGUUAUAGAAUAUGCUGCUUGC
Messenger RNA from Astrephomene gubernaculifera, 2363 nucleotides. NCBI's taxonomy places the organism in Eukaryota, Viridiplantae, Chlorophyta, Chlorophyceae, Chlamydomonadales, Astrephomenaceae. The record is from the annotation of a GenBank genome assembly.